CGCGCGUAAUUCGACUUGCAGCUUUAUCCAAACAAAACAAUUCAGUGUAUAAGAAUCAGUGGCAUUAUUAGAAAAAAAAGAAGUGUUUGAAUAUUUUGUGGGUGACUUUUUAAGUAAUAUUGUGUUUAAGUUUCAGUAGUUUUGUGUCAUAAAUUCAAAGUUUUGAGUUUCUGGGUGUGAUCGUAAUGCAGCGUUUGUAAUCAGGUGAAAGGAGCCGUCGACGGGCAUAAGACCGUGGACGAUGGAGACCAGAGCUGAUGAUGAUGAGGCGCCUACAGAUCCAGCGGCAAGGAAGCUCACACACCAUGACUACACAGAACUAGACUUUGAAGGUCACCGUGCCCACACCGUGUUUGUUGGGGUCCAUGUGCCAGCUCGAAGACAUUCGCAUAGGAAGCACAAACAUCAUCACCGCAAUGGAGAAAAAGAUGUAGAGAGACCAGGGCCGGGGUUAAUGACACGAGUUAGAAGAUUAAGCGUCACUGAUGACGGCGAAACAUUAACACCACCAGCGCAAAGAGUACAAUUUAUACUCGGCGAAGAUGUCGAUGACUCCACACUUGAGUCCCACCCUCUAUUCUCCGAAAUGGAGGAACUGGUUAAAGACGGUGAUGAACUGGAAUGGAAAGAGACUGCCAGAUGGAUAAAAUUCGAAGAAGACGUCGAAGAAGGUGGAAACCGAUGGUCAAAGCCCCACGUAGCAACUUUAUCUCUUCAUUCUCUCUUCGAACUACGAAGUUUGAUACUAAACGGAUCAGUCAUACUAGAUAUGGAGGCAAACUGCUUGGAACAGGUUGCAGAUAAUGUACUAGAUAAUAUGGUAGCCGAUGGUGGCAUAGGAUAUGAUUGUAGAGAGAAAGUCAAAGACGCUUUAUUGAGAAGACAUAGGCAUCAACACGAAAGACGAAACCAUCACAACAAUAUGUCGAGACUCCCUCUAAUUCGGUCACUAGCUGAUAUUGGACGAAACCAUUCAUCGUGUAAAAGUGCUGCACACGAUGAUGGCAUGGUGAAAAGUCCCAGCAGUAUAUCAAUGCAAAGGAACCAUAGCUCUGGUGACCUGCCAAUGAAUGGAGAUAUAAAUCACAAAUGCAAUACAAACUUCAUGCGAAAGAUUCCACCAGGAGCAGAAGCGUCUAACAUUUUAGUGGGCGAAGUAGAUUUCCUAGAAAAAACUCUAUCUGCAUUCGUUAGACUGAAAACCGGAACAAUAAUGGGUGAUUUGACAGAAGUUCCAGUACCGACCAGAUUUAUGUUCGUAUUGCUUGGACCUCCAAACAGUAACUCUAGUUUCCACGAAAUUGGCCGAGCAAUGGCUACUCUAAUGUCAGAUGAAAUAUUCCAUGAAGUUGCAUACCGAGCUAAGAAGCGAGACCACCUUUUGGCUGGUAUAGACGAAUUUCUGGAUGCAGUGACAGUUCUACCACCAGGGGAAUGGGACCCAGCUAUACGUAUUGAACCUCCAGCAGCUAUACCGUCCCAAGAUCCUCGUAAACGGCCAAAUGAUAAUCACCCAAAAGAGGAAUUAGAUGAGGAAGAAGAGGAGCAAAGACAGAGGGAAGAAUCAGGUUUAGCUAGAACUGGAAGACUGUUUGGAGGUCUCAUAAAUGACCUCAAAAGAAAGAUGCCUUGGUAUUGGUCUGAUUUUAAAGAUGCAUUGGCGAUACAGUGUGUUGCCUCGUGGAUAUUUUUAUAUUUUGCCUGCUUAUCACCUAUAAUUACUUUUGGAGGGUUAUUGGGGGAGGCUACCGGAAAAAAUAUGGCUGCAAUGGAAUCAUUAGUAUCUGGAUUUGUCUGUGGAAUGGGUUACGGCUUUUUUUCAGGUCAACCACUUACAAUUUUAGGAUCAACCGGCCCAGUAUUAGUAUUUGAAACAAUCGUAUUUGAAUUUUGUCGCCAGAUUGGUUGGAACUACAUGUCGUUCAGGUUUUGUAUUGGGACGUGGAUAACGAUAAUUUUGGUUAUAUUGGUAGCUAUCGAUGCUAGCGCAUUUGUCUGCUAUAUAACAAGGUUUACUGAAGAAAAUUUCGCCACAUUGAUUGCAUUUAUUUUCAUUUACAAGGCCGUGGAGAAUGUAAUAUCAAUCGGCAAAAAGUACCCUCUUAAGACACGCCCCGAUGAAGUUCUCAAUUAUGAGUGUUAUUGUUUACCAAGCAAUUACUCCAAAGUGCCGGAGCAGUUUAAUUGGACUUCGGUAGACAAAGAGUCUUGUCAGCUCUAUAAUGGGACAUUAGCCGGCGGCGGAUGUGAUACAAAAGUGUACGUUCCUGACGUAUACUUAAUGUCUAUAAUUCUCUUCCUGGGAACUUUUACGAUAUCUAUCAUUUUAAAGGACUUUAAGAACUCCUUGUUCUUUCCAUCCAAGGUCAGACAAAUCAUCAGCGACUUUUCAGUAAUCAUUGCCAUUUUGUCUAUGUCCCUUUUGGACUACAAAGUGGGUGUAAAAACCCCAAAAUUGGAAGUACCAUCAGAGUUCAAACCAACAUUACCCUCCAGGAAUUGGGUGAUCACUCCAUUUAGUGGAAACCCUCUUUGGUCAGCACUAGUGGCAAUACUACCAGCAUUAUUGGGGACUAUUCUUAUAUUUAUGGAUCAACAGAUUACAGCUGUUAUAGUCAAUCGUAAAGAGAACAAAUUGAAAAAGGGAUGUGGAUAUCAUCUGGAUUUGUUCGUGCUAGCGAUUUUGAUACAGAUAUGUUCUGUGAUGGGUCUCCCUUGGUUUGUAGCGGCAACUGUCCUUAGCAUCAACCACGUCAAUUCUUUGAAAGUGGAAUCAGAAUGUGCUGCUCCAGGAGAAAAGCCACAGUUCUUAGGAGUUCGUGAACAGAGAGUUACUCAUAUAUUAAUCUUCUUAAUGAUUGGGUGUUCAGUUGUUCUGACGCCUGUUCUGAGCCACAUACCAAUGCCAGUACUUUUUGGAGUUUUUCUGUAUAUGGGAGUAGCGUCGCUAAAGGGGCUACAGUUCUUUGACAGGAUAUUGAUAAUGUUCAUGCCUCAGAAAUAUCAACCGGAUCACAUGUUCUUGAGACAGGUCCCAAUUCGUCGAGUCCAUAUUUUCACAACAAUCCAGUUGACAUGUCUGGUAUGCCUCUGGGUUAUCAAAUCAUUUUCUAUGACCUCGAUCCUCUUCCCACUGAUGCUGGUGGUGAUGAUUGGCAUCAGGAAGGCUCUAGACCUGUUCUUCACAAGAAGGGAAAUGAAAAUACUCGAUGACGUGAUGCCAGAAAUGACCAAGAGGAACCAGGAUGAACUUCGGGAACUUGGCGAUGCGGAGGAACCCACAAAAAGCAACCCGCCGUCGUACCAAGAGAAUCUACAAAUACCUCUGAUCAACGGAAAUAUCAUGAACAUACCGUUGACAUCAAUCAAUAUCUCGGAGGAAGUUAACAAAACCGGGAUAUGGAAACAAGUCAAUAAUAGUAACAGAAUGAAAAAAGAUACGAAGAACAAAACGGGUAAAAAAAAUAACAAACACAAGAAAUUAAUAAUGUCGAAAAAUGCACAAACUGAAAUCGAGAGGAGACUAUCUACCAUGGACGAGGUGGAAGAAGACGACUCAUCGACAAAGAAUGACCACGUAAGGCGCAAAGAUUCGUGGAGCAGCGGUAUAAGAAAAUCUGAUUCUAGAAAAGGUAGUUCUUCAGCUGAAACUUCGGUCUAAAUCUAAAUCUAGAACAAUCUAAGUCUAAAACUCAUUUAUAUCUAUCUACUCUUAAAACUCAUUACCGUCAUAUUAUGUAGUGUUUAAGUAAAUUGGCACAAAGUGUGUUGACAUAAAUUAGUAAUUAUGCGUACUAUGUUUAUUUUUCUUUGUUUAUUGAAGUUUAUGUUCAGCUACUCAUUUAUAGGCAUGUCUAGAUGGACUGUCAAUAAGGGCUAAAAUGAAACAAGACUACAAAUCAACUGUUUCUAGUUUUGUUGUAAUGGUACUUGGACUUCACUACAUAAUAUAAAAAAGUCGCUAUCCUCAGUCUAUCUGUCCCUAUGUAUGCUUCGAU
Spodoptera litura is the source of this 3998-nucleotide messenger RNA. It is a transcript of the gene Ndae1, whose product is annotated as Na[+]-driven anion exchanger 1. Gene Ontology annotation, cellular component: plasma membrane. Gene Ontology annotation, molecular function: solute:inorganic anion antiporter activity; sodium:bicarbonate symporter activity; monoatomic anion transmembrane transporter activity. Gene Ontology annotation, biological process: transmembrane transport; monoatomic anion transport; bicarbonate transport. NCBI's taxonomy places the organism in Eukaryota, Metazoa, Arthropoda, Insecta, Lepidoptera, Noctuidae. The record is from RefSeq and is a predicted model, not a curated record.